UUAUAAAAAAACGUAUUUUGAAGUAAACAAAAAAUAUGCUGAAAUCAUCAACUUUAGUGAUGGCUUCUAGUAUUAAAUUGGAUCUAGUAGGUAUGUUUAAUGGUCGAAAAAGUAAAUAAACAGCAGUAUUUUUCAAAAUAAUCAAGGAAAAACUAAUAAUAAAUAGGGGAGAAGAGAAAUUUAUAGGUGAGUACUCAAUAAUAGUAUUCGAAAAAUGUAUUUUGUUUUUUCCUACAUUUAGGAUUGCCAUUGGUUACAGAAAAUAAAAUAAAAUAGUAAUUAUGUAACCAAUAACAACCAGGAAUAAGCAAACAAAAUAGAAAGAAUAACUUUUUAUAUUUAAUUAUAAAUUAUAAUUAAUUGAUUUUUUCCCCGAAUUAAAUCAGGUUACACAUCUAUAGUAGUACCUAUCUUAAACAAAUAUAUAAUAACAUAAUAUUGUUAGUAAUAUAAUAUGCUGACAGACCAUAUCUGCUCAAUUCGUAGGUAGGUACCUAUCACCUAUAUGCAAUGAUUUAUUGUUGAAUUCAAAUUUAACCAAUUCUAUUACAGUUACUAUUACUCUAUGACGAGAUACAUUUGACAUCUUGACACCUACUGUACAGUAGAUAGCGAUUACCUACUCGAUGAUUUGUUUUAAUUAUUAUUGUUGUAUUUCAGAUUAUUGCAAUGGAAGUCUUUCAGUUUAAUUUUUUACGAUUAAUGACAAUAUUCAAGUAUAAUUUGUAUUUCAAUUGCGCUAAAAUAUGCAGAUGUCCCAAAGUCCAAUCAAUAGCAACAGGCAGAAGAGUUGCAACUAAGAAACAUUUUUGGAGUGCAUUAGGAAUAAUUAUGGUCUUAUUUGACAUCAACUGUUUACGUUUAUUGGUGCCCAAACUAAAUGUAUUGUCAAAUGGAGUCUAUUUUAAUUUAUCAGAUUAUUAUGUACCAAUGGGCAUUUAUGAUAUCUUUAAACUUAUUCUAUCCAUACUAUUCUUACAUUUUUACUUGAAAUAUUUUAUGUAUAGAGUAAGUUACAAAAAGUUUUAAUUUUCAA
Molecule: messenger RNA, 1036 nt
Organism: Acyrthosiphon pisum (pea aphid)
Lineage: Eukaryota; Metazoa; Arthropoda; Insecta; Hemiptera; Aphididae
Exons: 3
Coding region: 670-1029 (119 amino acids)
Source: RefSeq, a predicted model, not a curated record